AUGAGUGAAAAGGUUUCUUAUAGGAUCCCCCUUGAUGAUCUAAAUUUGGAAAGCCAACAGUUUGCGUCAAAGGAUGACAUUAAACCAUGGCUUCAGGAUGCCUGGUCUUUGCUGGUGAUGGAUGAUCGCCAUGAUCAUGUUGUUGACGGUCAAGAAGGACAGGAGAGUUUACUGCCAAAGCAGCAAAUACGACAAGACUUACCUCCUUCCACUUCUCAAGAGCAACAGCAACAGCCCACAGUACUAUCCGCCCUAGGAACAGGUUUGAAUUUGAGCAAAAGAAAUAUGGAGAAAAAGUCAGAAAUGGAGUCAAGUCCAAAAAACUGUGAUCAGGCUAGCUUAAGCAACACUGACCAAAGUUCUUCAAUUUUUGGGUUUUCAAAUAGAAGUUCUGAUGAAUUCAGGGACAGUCCACCUACAUCAUUAAACCUGAAUGGGGAGGAUGUAUUGACAACAGCAGAUGAAACUUCAACCUCUGGGAGUUCCGCUUCCAAUUCGGUUAGUGUUCCUAGGAAGCGGAAAUUGGGUAGUACCAGGGACAUGAACAAGAGCAAAAGACAGAAUGAUGAGCUGUUAAUAUCAUCGCUAGAAGUUGGUCAAGCUACACCCAAGCUGGCUUCCCAGCGUGUUAAGAAAAAGAGCAUUGAUGCUGAAACAAAACCGAGGAGAAAAUCUACACAAGAGUCGACACAGCAGCUGCAACCACCAGCACCACAUCAAAAACAAGGAUCUAAAUCGCCUCAAAAGCAACAAAAAUUAGCUCCUCGACGGACACAAAAGUCUUCUCAGUGUCAACAAAACGGAGAACUUGGUCAGCUGCAAUAUUCAUCUUCUCUACUCAAGCCUCAGGGACUACCGAUUCCUAAGCCUCAAUCUCAAACUCAGUCAUUGUAUGCGAUCCAAGCUCUACAAAAUGAAGUGAGGCAAAAGAUUAAAUUUUACAUUUUGGACAAUAGAAAUAUCACUGAUAAUCAAAAGACGGCGAUGUUGGAUUCGUUUGUUUCGCAGUUAUUGAUUGAGUAUAGGAAUUCAUUUAGUCCCCAGUUUUUGCACUCAUUGAAGCAAAAUUUAUAUGGCAGAGAAGAUACAAGUGGAAUGGCACUACAGAAUGGAGCGGCACCAAAUGGAGCAGCAUUGAGUGGAGCUUCUAACACAAGGAACUUUCAACAGAGUGGAUCCCUAAACCAACCUCCGCCGUCCAAAAAGGGAUCAUUGAAUAGUUGGUUGCUCAGUAACAUAGGAGACUCCUCUGGAUCAGGUGCCUCAAUCCCUCUAUCGCCGUUAUUGAAUGACAAUGAUGGUGUCUACGCAGCUGCGGCAGCUGCUGCGGCAGCUGAUGGAACUGAGGGUCUAAGUAAUAAUGCAUUGGACAACCUAUCCCUGACUCCCCCAAUCAACGGCCAUACAUCAAAUGGUUUGGGCUAUGCCAAUCAAGGCAAUGGGCAAUUAUCCCAAAUACAAAACCAAGGGCAACAGUUACCUCCAAUCAAUAGUAUUCAGAAUAAGAUCCCAACCGGUGGUGGUGAUUAUACAUCAAAUGGCAACAUAAGUCAGGACCCACAGUCGUCGACCAAUAACAUGUUGAAUAACUUAGGUUCCAAUGGCAGCUCUUUGGGAAUGGGCACCGGUUCCGGAUUAGGAGUCAACCUUGGCUCAUCAAAUGGAUCGGUGAAUGCUUCAGCGAAUAGCUCUACUCGAAAUAGUGGCAACUUCAUCAACCCCUCAAAUUCGCUAUCGUCUUCUUCAUUUUUUGGAAAUGCAUCAACAGGAAAUGGGUCACUAAUGCCGCCAUUAAAUCCAGCUGCAUCGACAUUGAACCCUUCACAUAUUCUCAAGAAUGGUGUUAACAAUACCAAUGGGUUGAGUAGUAAUCAAAUGAAUAACUAUCAAAGCCAGAACUCGCAAGCCAAUGGUAACACCAAUAAUUCAAAUUUAACGCCACUAAGCUUCAACCUAGGUAAGAAUGCCAAUCCGAAUUCAUUUUUCACGUCACAAUUCAAUGGACUUAAUAAUAAUAAUGGUAACAAUGGUAACCAGUAUCUAUUUCCAUCACCAACUACUAAUUCAACUCAUCAGAAUAAUGGAAGUGGUAUUGGAAAUAGUGAUAAAGACCAAGGAAUCAUGUUGAAUAACUUGCCGAAUUAUGAUUCAGGAUGGUGA
Messenger RNA from Lodderomyces margitis, 2160 nucleotides. It is a transcript of the gene AFT2, whose product is annotated as Aft2p. The transcript is spliced from 2 exons. Lineage: Eukaryota; Fungi; Ascomycota; Pichiomycetes; Serinales; Debaryomycetaceae. The coding region runs from base 1 to 2160 and encodes 719 amino acids. The record is from RefSeq and is a predicted model, not a curated record.